Molecule: messenger RNA, 2004 nt
Organism: Klebsormidium nitens
Lineage: Eukaryota; Viridiplantae; Streptophyta; Klebsormidiophyceae; Klebsormidiales; Klebsormidiaceae
Source: the annotation of a GenBank genome assembly
CAAAAAGGUGGUGAAUUGCCUUGGCGGUACGGUAUACCGUACAUGGGCGUUUUUUGCUGGAGCAAGUUGUUGAGGCCUGGACUGUGGAAGGUACCGUAGGUGAAAGGUGCGCAAUCUGCCAGUCAAAUGCAAUCCUCCGUAACGGUCUGCGUAGGGUUUCAAGGAUUUAGGAUCUGUCUUUGUUGACAAAAGGAUCUCAAAGACGCAAAGGCCCAGGGCCAGAGGGGCCAGAGGGGCCUGGGAGACUGGGAGAGUCAUCGGUUUAGCACGUCCUUCUCCCGUCCUUCUCACAGUGAUUCCAGCCUUAAUCUGGGAGCAUUGGCGGCAGCCUGAUCUGUUAACAUGGACAGCGGUCAAAGAUACUAUCCCCUCUUCUUGGUCACCAUUAUUUGCAGCAUGGGCGUUUGCAAAGCAGCAGUGCUGACAAGCAACCAGAUUGAUAGCAGGGCCUUUUUUGAAUGGCAUGGACCUGUUCCAGGAACUUGCUCAACCCAAUACACUGAGACACCCAGUAAUGUAACAGUAGAUGUGCGCCUCUGCUCCACGCCUGGUAGCUACAUUGACUCUUUGCAGCUAUACAAUGGGACAUACAGUUCUUAUCAGAGUUUUUGGCAGCUGUCAGGCACCUGCAGUGACGGAACGACGCUCUCAAAAGCUCCAUCAAACAUCAAUGGGAACCUCAAGAAUGCUUUCGAGACAAGGCAAGUCUAUCCAGAAGGGCUUUCCACUGUUUUUGGGGCAACUGGAGGAUUUACAGACGCACUGCUUGGCGUUCCUGGGGAGUAUAUUGGUUGGCGAGACGUGUGCCCUAAUGGCAAGCUUAUAUCAGGAUAUGAGAUGUGGGUCACCCCCACUGGUGGAUUACCAGGUAAAAACUGUGUGGCAGGCGGGGUCCGCUUCCAGUGCAACGGUACGCAAUCCGGUCGCCCGCCCUUACCAAGUCCGCCCCUACCAGGCCCACCUCCUCCAAGCCCACCUCUAGAUUCCCCUCGCGCAAGCCCACCUUCAGUCGCGCUGAUCUCUUCAGCAGCCGCCCCAAAGGCAGCUAGUCCCACACCCCCAUCUGAAAGUGGGCCUUCUCCAACUGAAACAGGUGGGCUGAGUAAGAGCACGCGGAACGCCGUCAUUGGAGGUGCUAUUGGGGCUGCAUUUUCAGCUUGUCUGGUGCUCGGGAGUGGAAUUGCUUUUAAUAUCCGAUACCGUGCAAGAAAGAAAGACAUCAUAAACCAGACAGUGUUCAUAUCCUUGAGUGCGCUCCCUCCCCAAGGCCUUUUAGUCCCUACCAAACUCCGGGAAGAAGCAGCAAAGAGGUAUCUCGAAACCAUAUUGUUUGAGGUGUUCAAGGCAUGGGAUGCUUGGCAUCGCUUAUCUCCCAGAACGUCGUUUCCGCAAGGUUCUUUCGUGGGGAUAUGGGCAUCAGCUUUCCAUGAAAGCGAAGCCGAAAGCCUAAAGGACGCCCUUCUUACUGUAGACCAGGAGUUGCAAGCAACUCGUGGCACUGGUCUCUUUGAAAUCUGGAGCAUGGGCCGCCGCCGGCCUUUGUCGGUAGUUGAAAGUAUUGUUGAGCACAUUGAGAAAACCUUGAAAGGAUUGCCACCCAGGCGUUGAAGACAAGUUGUUCAGCCCGUGACAAUAGUUUUGAUUGCCAAUGAUUGUAGCAGUUACCCAUAUGAAGAUAUUUUGGGGUGGUCAUUACAGUCAUAUACUGGAUGUGAAUAAGAAACGCACUUGAUAUUACAGAAGGGGAGACCAACUUGGAGUAAAAGCCUCGAAGUAGAGACAAUGGAGACCUUAGUAUUAGGUCCGUCACAUUGGUCACUUACUAAGAAGUCAGUAAGCGUGUCGCACUAAAGAUGAAGUAGUAUCUGUCCGGGUAUAGAUUGGUUGCCAGCUCUCUCAUGCUUCUUAGUUGGCCGCAAUGAUGUAUCAUUGCAUAUCAUCGGUUUCUUUGGUGCCAAAGGGCCAUAUUCAAGUAUAAGUUCGCGCCUGCAUGGCGUCAGUCAC